Rhodotorula graminis WP1 is the source of this 619-nucleotide messenger RNA. RefSeq lists its product as uncharacterized. Bases 49 to 543 code for a protein of 164 amino acids. Gene Ontology annotation, cellular component: catalytic step 2 spliceosome. The record is from RefSeq and is a predicted model, not a curated record. Gene Ontology annotation, biological process: protein folding; protein peptidyl-prolyl isomerization. Gene Ontology annotation, molecular function: peptidyl-prolyl cis-trans isomerase activity. Lineage: Eukaryota; Fungi; Basidiomycota; Microbotryomycetes; Sporidiobolales; Sporidiobolaceae. The transcript has 11 exons.
GGUGCCUGUACAGCCUCUGCACUCGUACAGACAGGGCCACACUACACCAUGUCGGUCACGCUCCACACGUCCCACGGCGAGAUCAAGAUCGAGGUCUUCUGCGAGACCGUCCCCAAAGCUGCAGAGAACUUCCUGGCGCUGUGCGCGAGCGGCCAGUACGACGGGUGCCUGUUCCACCGCAACAUCAAGGGCUUCAUGAUCCAAACCGGCGACCCGACUGGGACGGGCAAGGGCGGCCAGUCCAUCUGGGGCCGACCGUUCCCGGACGAGGUGCGAGGGACGCUCAAGUUCAACCAGCGCGGCAUUGUCGCCAUGGCCAACUCGGGCCCCGAUACGAACAAGUCGCAGUUCUUCAUCACCUACGCGAAACAGUCUCAUCUCGACACCAAGUACAGCAUCUUUGGACGGGUCAUCGACGGGACCGACACGACGCUCGACGCGAUGGAGAAGGUCCCGGUCAACGACAAGAUGCGGCCGCUGCAGCCGAUCAAGAUUGAGCGGGUCGAGGUGCACGCCAACCCGAUCGCAGAAAAGCAGGCCUGAGGCGGCCCGCACCCGUCUCGCUCGUCCUGUAUCUUGUGUGUACUGCUUCUGUGUUGCAACCUAGUCGUCUGCGAGU